AUGGCAAACUGGUUGAUUGGCCAUUUGUGGAGCUGGUGGAGGCUAAACGCUCGUUCGAGAACCGUCCCGCUGUUACGCCUGAGCUUAAGUGCCUCUCGAUUACCAAGACGACUUACAAAACAUUUCUCAUCUAAGAGGUCAUUCCCGCAAUUACGGCCAAGUGGCCAGGAUCUAAAAGGGUCAUGGUACAGCGAGAUAAUGCAAAGCCACACACGAGUGCAUACUCUGAGGCACCCCGAUUUCAAUGUAUUGGAUCUGGGUUUUUUCUCAAGCAUCCAAGCUCUUCAGUAUCAGAAACGCGCGUACGACGUGGAGCAGUUUGUUGCAGCAGUCGUGUCGGCAUAUUCAGAGCGCGACUCGGUAAAAUUGAACAAGUGUUUCCUAACGCUACACUCCGUGCUAGAACAAGCGAUGUUAAACCGAGGCGGAAACGAGUACCAGAUCCCGCAUCUGCGUAAGGACAAGUGGCUGCGCUUAGGUGAUUUGCCCCUUUUGCAGCCGUGCUCCAGCGAGGCUGUAGAUAUCGGCAAUGUGGCCAUCGACGAGGUCAUUGUGUAG
Messenger RNA from Phytophthora nicotianae INRA-310, 558 nucleotides. RefSeq lists its product as hypothetical. The coding region runs from base 1 to 558 and encodes 185 amino acids. The record is from RefSeq and is a predicted model, not a curated record. The transcript is spliced from 3 exons. NCBI's taxonomy places the organism in Eukaryota, Oomycota, Peronosporomycetes, Peronosporales, Peronosporaceae. Gene Ontology annotation, molecular function: nucleic acid binding.